GCCCGGGCAGCCGAGCACCCCAGGGCGCGCAGCGGACGGGACGAGCGUGCGGGCGCAGGAAGGAAGAAGAGACCUAGCGAAGGCUCGUGGCUGGAGCAGUGUGGCAGAGGGAGCAAGUGCAUCUGCCCGUUUCUGCUGACCGAGAAGGUGAACCACUUAGUUCCUCAUGAUGUCUGAUGGGGACUAUGAUUACCUCAUCAAGUUUUUAGCACUGGGAGAUUCUGGAGUAGGAAAGACCAGUGUACUUUACCAGUACACAGAUGGUAAAUUUAACUCCAAAUUUAUCACGACCGUGGGCAUUGAUUUCAGGGAAAAAAGAGUGGUGUACAGAGCCAACGGGCCAGAUGGAUCGAGUGGCAGAGGCCAGAGAAUCCACUUGCAGCUGUGGGAUACAGCAGGACAGGAGAGGUUUCGGAGCCUGACAACAGCGUUCUUCAGAGAUGCUAUGGGGUUUCUUCUGCUUUUCGAUCUGACCAAUGAGCAAAGUUUCCUCAAUGUCAGGAACUGGAUAAGUCAGCUACAGAUGCACGCCUACUGUGAAAACCCAGACAUAGUGUUAUGUGGAAACAAAAGUGAUCUGGAAGACCAGAGGGUGAUAAAAGAAGAGGAUGCCAGAGCACUUGCAGAGAAAUAUGGAAUUCCCUACUUUGAAACUAGUGCCGCCAGUGGGGCCAACAUAAGCCAAGCCAUUGAGACGCUGCUGGACCUGAUCAUGAAGCGGAUGGAGAGGUGCGUGGACAAGUCAUGGAUUCCUGAAGGCGUGGUGCGGUCCAAUGGCCACCUGUCUGCUGACCCGUUAAGUGAAGAGAAGGCAAAAGGGUCCUGUGGUUGUUGAAAAGUCCAGAGCUAUGCGGUGAUUUGGAUGGGCCGUACCUGUUACCCUCUGGGGCCGCUAUGUGACAGGGAGAGCAGCUGAAGGACAUCGCGUACAAACAGCUUCUCUCCGUCCCAGUUCUGCUUCCCCAGAGGCAGUGAGCUUUGCAAUUAAUUUAUCGUAGCUUCUGUAACUAUUUCUUUAAGCUUUGACCUAUGCAUUAAAGAGGGGUUUCCCGUAGCCAAAAGUGCCUUAUGCAGCUUGAGCCCCUGAUAUAGAUCAGUCAAGGAUUUUGGGAUUUUAUAGCCCCUGAACAGUACCUUUAUUCGGUACAGUUGCUGAGAACAAGGUGACCUGAUGUCACAGAAACAUCCCCAGAAUCACACAUGCAGAUCUUAGGUAAAGUGAUAAACUAUCUUUAUUGAAUCCAGAUUUUUUGU
Sorex araneus (European shrew) is the source of this 1254-nucleotide messenger RNA. It is a transcript of the gene RAB27A, whose product is annotated as RAB27A, member RAS oncogene family. The record is from RefSeq and is a predicted model, not a curated record. Gene Ontology annotation, biological process: positive regulation of exocytosis; melanosome transport. Gene Ontology annotation, molecular function: GTP binding; GTPase activity. Gene Ontology annotation, cellular component: melanosome; secretory granule. NCBI's taxonomy places the organism in Eukaryota, Metazoa, Chordata, Mammalia, Eulipotyphla, Soricidae. The coding region runs from base 167 to 835 and encodes 222 amino acids. The transcript has 7 exons.